Molecule: messenger RNA, 1914 nt
Organism: Penicillium arizonense
Lineage: Eukaryota; Fungi; Ascomycota; Eurotiomycetes; Eurotiales; Aspergillaceae
Product: putative C6 transcription factor
Exons: 6
Coding region: 1-1914 (637 amino acids)
Biological process (GO): DNA-templated transcription; regulation of DNA-templated transcription
Molecular function (GO): DNA-binding transcription factor activity, RNA polymerase II-specific; zinc ion binding; DNA binding
Source: RefSeq, a predicted model, not a curated record
AUGGGCCACCCCGACAACACGAAACCGUUACCGCCACUGGCUCCGGGGCCGUCACGAACUUUCGCUCCUCAUAGUUCAACGGGUGUCAGCAGACCAAAGAAGAACUCCACGGCGUGUCUUGCCUGCAAGGCAGCAAAGAGAAAGUGUUCUGGGCCACCCGGUAAAUGCAAAGCCUGUAGUGCCUCUAACCUCGAAUGUCUCUUUGAUCCCAGUCGAGACCUCAGACGCAAGGUAGCCGUGAAGCGGACGAUCCAAGAGUUGACAGAUCACAAAGAUCUGCUAAAUGUUUUGUUGGACACGAUCCGCUCGGCUGAUAAAUCCGAUUGCGACAAAGUUGUGGACAUAAUUCGGAACAGUAUCUCAAAUGAAGAUGUCGCCCGUGCUCUCGGAAGUCCUGCCACGGAAUUUGAUGACAACAAUGGGCUCUUGACUGUUAACGCCUUGUCGAUAUUAGAGGAUCAAGACUACCCUAUGGAAACUUCAGACACUGGAGUGAGACGGCCUUCGGAUCCUGGCAACAUAACAAGCUCCCCAGAAGAGAUCCACGUUGAAAUUACUCAGCCACCAGCAGUCAGCUCUUAUGCACGUAUCACGCUGGAAAGCCUGUGCGAUAUACCGCUGUUCGAGGUGCAGGCCAAGCCGUGGACACAAGUCACGGACGAUGAUUAUUUGGUCUCACACCUUAUUUCGCUUUACUUCACCUGGGAUCAUCCAUGCUCUCAAAUCCUUGACCAGGGUGCUUUUCUCGCGCAUAUGCGGCGCGGAAACCUGAAUUCGGAAUUCUGUGCACCUAUUCUCGUCAACAGUCUUUUAUCAAUGGCCAGUGCAUAUUCUGAUAGCCCUGAUGUGGUUUCAAAUCCCGGAAAUGCAUUUUCACGAGGCCGAAGUUUCUUUUGCGAAGCAGAGAGAUUGUGGAAAGCCGAAAACGGUCGCCCAAGUUUGACAAACAUCCAGGCUCUACUUUUGAUGUGCUGUGUGCUCAAAUCCCAGGGGCAAGUUGGACAAGGCUGGUUGAUGCUUCGGCAGGCUGUUCGGUUGGCCGAGGAAAUGAGAAUCCUCCAUCCGUCGACAUUAUCUCGACCUAAAGACAAGAUACUGCCCGAGAUUGAACGUGUUCGUACAAUCACUGCCUGGGGAAUUUUCCACUUGAACUCAGAAAUGUCAAUGGAGCUGCAGUGGGUUGCUCCAUUGAUAUACCCAGCAUCGGAUAUUAAAUUAUGUGGCAACCAGGAUUUUGAGUGGAUCCCAUAUCCUCGCUCAAACCAUAUCACCUAUGACAAAAGACCAGCACGCCUUCCAGAUGUUCGGGAAGGGAUGGCUCAAAUCACCGAAAUAUUAAUCGAAGUCCAGAACCUUGUUCUUCAGAAAGGCCGGGGCUCCAGCUUUGAAGAGUUAUGGAGACAGGCCGAAGACCCAUUCGAUCGUUUGACUGCUUGGCUCGGGCGCUGGCCCCAGGUGCAUGAAUUGAAGCGUGAUCCCAUUCCCCAAGUUAUCCUCCUGCGAGUCAAAUGCCUUCACACCAUCAUAUCUCUCUUUGAUCUUUUGAAUGACCCUAGUCAGCCGCGACUCGUACAACAGGCCCGGUAUUACCAGGUCAAGUCCGCAGAGGAGAUGGCGCAGUGUCUUCGUAUCCACCGCGAAUGGUACGGUCUCAAACAUAUACCAAGUCAAAUGGUUGAUGCCAUGCAGACAGGCCUUCGGGUUCUAGCCUGCCAGCUGGAUGACAGUGACGAAUCAAGACAGGCAUUUGUUGAGCUCAGUCGGUUUGGCACCGCUCUCAGAAAAAGGUUUAAGCGAAUAGCCGACACGGUCCAUGAGAUUCGGGCACAGGCGCUACGCCAAAACCUCAAGCUACCGUCCGAGGCCGUUGCACUUUUCGAUGACCCAGAACAUUGGGAGGGGCGAGGGGCGUGA